AUGAUUCGCAUGGUUGUCAUGCUAACCCGUAAAUACAAAGUAAACCGAGAGAAAAUAGAACAAACCGGUUCAAACGAACCACAAACCCGGUAUUGGGUCUUGAAAACCGUCUUGUUCAUUCUCGUGGGCAAUUCCUUUCCACUUUUCUUUUCUCACAAAACACAGAAUCCAUUCUUCUUCCUCUUCUAUUUCCUCGCCGCCAUUGGAGCUGGGUUCCAAAGCUUAAGGGUACUGGGUAUAUAG
Messenger RNA from Lathyrus sativus (Indian pea), 243 nucleotides. NCBI's taxonomy places the organism in Eukaryota, Viridiplantae, Streptophyta, Magnoliopsida, Fabales, Fabaceae. The record is from the annotation of a GenBank genome assembly.